Molecule: messenger RNA, 1260 nt
Organism: Adineta ricciae
Lineage: Eukaryota; Metazoa; Rotifera; Eurotatoria; Adinetida; Adinetidae
Source: the annotation of a GenBank genome assembly
AUGAAAAUACAAGCAAAAGCAACAGCAGGCAAUGGAGACAAUCGGAUCAGUGCUUUGAAGAGACUCAGUAAGCCAACAAAUAAUGUUCAUGCUCGCCUUAGCGCACCAACAAAUCCCGUAGUCACUGAUGCGCGACAAUUAUUGUCCAGUCGACAAAAGCCUGCUUUUGAUGCUCGACAACUGCUCAGUCGACAAUCGUCGAAAACACAAAGCACUUCGGUCACCAUACGACAAAAUGUGGUUGAUUUUGAAGGCGAUGACUACGAAGAAGAGGAAGAAAUGCCGAAUAUUAGUGAACAAAAAUCUUUAUUAAUCACUAGAUCUAGCAAUGGUCGUCUGACGUCUGGCCUUGGAAAUCGACCUUCUUUUCUUGCUCCGCGUAACACCCAAUUAACGGAGCCGGUUUCUUUUACUAAAACAAUCAAGAAUACUACUGUUCGUCGUGAAGACGACAGUCGCACUUCUCAAACUUCGAAUUCUCAAUCAAUCUCAUCCGAACAAAAGGUAGUUAUCAGCUUUGUGAAUGAUCAAUACCGCAAACGAGCAAGAUCGCCAACGCCACCAUCAAUUAUCCGCCGUUUACACGAUUCUUCUGUUCAAACAGCACAGACCUCGUCAUUGUCACGUGCACCUAUUCGAACUAGUGGAAACCAGAAACGUUUGGAUAACGAUGAUGAACCUCCUACGAAACGUGCAGCUUCGCGGAAUGCAACGACAGAUGUGGAACAACGCGUUUCAACAUUAUCGACAAAGAACUCAUCGAAACGAACGUCAACAGAUGCAUUUGGCAGUGGUCGAGUAAAACCAGCUUCAGCAACACAUUCAAACGCAAACUCAGCAACUAUUCUAAUCACUAAUCUUCAACCAACAGUCACCGAAGAUGAUGUUAUUGAACUAUUCAGCGAAGUUGGCGAUAUUAAAGAUAUCAAAACAUUGAGCCGUGGUUGUGUACAGAUAGUCUAUGCUGUGCCUGAACAAGCAGAAGACGCCGUUGCUAAAUACCACAAUCAGAUAUUGGAUGGUAAAUUAAUGUAUGUCAGUAUUCAAGAGCCGAUGUCGUAUUCCACAAAGUCGUCGAAAGUUGCCUCCUCGCAACAUUCCAAACCGGCGGCGGCGGCGGCGAUGACGGCGACAAAAACAAAUAGCUCGGCCUCAUCGAGCUCAAGCAAAUUUACAAUCGAUCCAACAUUUAUGCGCCAAGCCUUAUUCAAUCCUUCGAAUGAAACGAAAAACGCUGUACAAUUCCAAGUUAAACUUUAA